AUGGCCUCUGCAAGUUUCAUUCUGUUUAUCACCGUUUCCUGUCUUUUUAGUCUAAACUGCAUUUCCCAUGCAGAAACUGAUACACUCAAACAAGGGCAGAUGCUGCGGGAUUGGGAGCAGCUGGUUUCUGCUUCAGGAGUAUUCAGGUUGGGAUUCUUCAGUCCCAACCGAGCACAAUUAGGUAUGCUCGGCCCUUCAGGUCCACGCCAUUUGGGAAUAUGGUUUAAUUAUCUACCAUAUUUUUCAGUUUGGGUGGCCAACCGAGUAGAUCCUGUUCCUGAUUCCUCCGGUGCUCUAACCAUUGAUGGUGAUGGAAAACUGAAGAUCUUAUAUCAAGGAGGCCUGCCAAUAGUUAUAAAUCCCAAUAUGGCUGUAAAAGCUUCAGGUGCCAAUAAUAUUACUGCCACUCUACUAGAUUCAGGAAACCUUGUGAUUCAACAAGUUGAUUCCAGUGGAAAUGCAGGACGUGUUUUAUGGCAGAGUUUUGAUUAUCCCCACAACGUCUUGCUGCCUGGAAUGAAAAUAGGCAUGAAUCUCAAGACUGGCCAAAACUGGUCGCUCACUUCAUGGUUAAGUGAGAAAGUUCCAGCUCCAGGGGCUUUCAGGCUUGACCUGGAUCCAAGUGGAGUUAACCAGCUACUUGUUCGGCGGCGAGACGACGUUUACUGGUCAAGUGGGGUAUGGAAGAAUGGGAGCUUUGAAUCAGCACCCGAGCUGACAAAAAGAAACGAUAUAUAUGAAUUCAGCUUUGUGGCAAAUGAUGAGGAGAAGUACUUCUCAUAUUCUGUGAAAAACAAGUCUGUAUUAUCCAAGUGGGACUUGGACACACUUGGCCAAAUUACAACGUUGACUCUGGAGAUGAGUGUUAAUUCUACUACAUAUACAUUUGAAUCUACAAGUCCAUGCCAGUACAGUUCCAAGAAUUCAACCGCAGUUUGCCUGAGCGAGCCCCCCAUCAAAUGCAGGAAUGGUUCAGAGAUUUUCGUGCCAAAGAGGGGCUACAUCGAUUACAAUGAUUAUUAUUGGUAUUAUGAUUCUGAUAUGAACACUGGUCUUAGUGAUUGUCACGCCAAAUGCUGGAAAAAUUGCACUUGUGUUGCCUACAAGUCUCUAUCUAGUGAUGAAACUGGAUGCCGGUUUUGGAGCAAAGGAGCGAAGUUCAACCCAGAUGAUUACUCUGAAUUUGUUUACCUUCUUACUCGUGAAAAUAGCAAAGGUAAUUUAGUGUAA
Molecule: messenger RNA, 1230 nt
Organism: Manihot esculenta (cassava)
Lineage: Eukaryota; Viridiplantae; Streptophyta; Magnoliopsida; Malpighiales; Euphorbiaceae
Product: G-type lectin S-receptor-like serine/threonine-protein kinase CES101
Exons: 1
Coding region: 1-1230 (409 amino acids)
Biological process (GO): recognition of pollen
Source: RefSeq, a predicted model, not a curated record